AUACAGUGAGCGUAUCCGCGUCGUUAAAGUCCACCUUUAAUUUCAUGCAGUUUAGGAGUUUAUGACUAAAAGCAGACGUUGCAAGCAGCAUAUUAAAAUAAGAAGUGUUUUUUCUCCCGCUCUAUGGAUUUGUUGCCGCUUCUGUCAUGGGCCUGCAUCGUGUUCACAGUCGGGAUGUUCUCGACUGGGCUCACCGACCUGAAGAAGAUGCGAGAAUCCAAAAGUGCAGACAAUAUCCAGUUUCUUCCUUUCCUCACUACGUGCCUCAAUAACCUUGGUUGGUUGUAUUAUGGGAUUCUGAAGAAAGACCAAACGAUCAUCCUGGUCAACAUCAUUGGAGCGUUUCUCCAGAUCCUCUACAUCAUCAUGUACUUCCGCUACACGAAACAGAAGAGAUUAGUGUCCUCCCAGACCCUUACAGCAGUGAUUGUGCUGACCUGCGGCUGGCUCUACUUCGCCAUGUUUCUUACUGAUAGAGACAUUCAGCUCAACCAGCUGGGUCUCACCUGCAGCGUGGUCACUGUCAGCAUGUACCUGUCGCCGCUCACCGACUUGGUGGAGAUCGUGCGUAGUGGUAACGUGCAGUGCUUGUCCUUUCCUCUGACUGUAGCCACCUUCUUCACUUCAACCUCCUGGGUCUUCUACGGCCUUCAGCUGAACGAUUACUAUAUUGUGGUUCCAAACACACCUGGUAUCUUAACCAGCCUCAUCAGACUUUACCUAUUUUGGAAAUUUGCGUCAGUCAGUCAAAGCUCACCUUCCUAUAAACCCGUGCAGAUAUGAGGGUGACAGUUGAGCUGGAUACCGAAAGGAUGAAAAACCUGUUGGCGUCAUGGAUGGCUGGCAACAAAGCUUUAGAGUUACAUGUUGGAGUGAACUCAUUGAGUGAGCCAACGUAUAAGUGUCUUGUUUACUUUUUGGGAGAAGAAUACAGAGGAGGGCAGUUACUCUAGAGACUAAAUUUUAUGAUGUCUUAAAUACAGUUCAACUGUUACUGUUCUGCAGCUAUUUGUUACAUGUGUCCACAUGUCUCUGUGUCUCUAAGUGCCUUUUUUUUUAGGCAAUCUUUGCCAUUAAAGUACCAGAUUUAUACAGUGGAUACAAAGUUUUAGAGAAUAUAUAUGGUACAGUGGUACAGUGGUUAGCACCAUUGCCUCACAGUGAGGAGGUCCUGGGUUUGAAUCCACUGGCCAGCUGGGCCCCUCUGUGUGGAGUUUGCAUGUUCUUCCUGUAUCUGCGCAGGUUCUCUGCAGGUACUCUGGCUUGCUUCCUCUCACAGUCCAAAAAUACACACACAUUAGUUUGACUGGUUAUUCUAAAUUGGCCAUAGGUGUGAAUGUGAGCGUGAAUGGUUGUUUGUCUCUCUGUGUUUAGUGGGAUUUAUACCUCUGCUUUAAAUCUACCCCGUUUGUGUGUCAUAACCACAAACUCUUCUGAAACCCUAUAUCAUAACAUGUGCCAUAACUGACACGCACCUCCCCAGAAAUGUAACUACGUUCAGUUGACGCAGCCUGCAACAACUGUGAUCUGCCGCCAUUGAUUGAAACAACUUGAAGAGAUUGGAUGCAGACCAAGGCCAGCGCACUACGCAGAAGUAUAAAUGCUGAUAACAGCGUUUGCCAGUUGCUUUGGCUACGUUGCAGGCUCUGCAAAGAUUCAAUGCAGAAGUAUAAAUUAAGCUUUAACCCUGACAUAGACUGGCGAUCUCUCCAGGGUGUACCCCACCUCUCACUGAUGACAACUGGGAUAAACUCCAGCCCCCCCCUGCAAGUCUGAAUGCAUAAGUGGUUAAUAACAUGGAUAUAUAACAGCAUAUGCAGUUUGUUAUAAUUAUAUAUUGAAAAAGAAAAAUAUUGUAUAGAAAGACGUUUGUGUCCACUUUC
This is a messenger RNA of Archocentrus centrarchus (flier cichlid), 1883 nucleotides long. RefSeq names its product solute carrier family 50 member 1 (gene slc50a1). Lineage: Eukaryota; Metazoa; Chordata; Actinopteri; Cichliformes; Cichlidae. The record is from RefSeq and is a predicted model, not a curated record. Gene Ontology annotation, molecular function: sugar transmembrane transporter activity. Gene Ontology annotation, biological process: carbohydrate transport. Gene Ontology annotation, cellular component: membrane. The coding region runs from base 124 to 783 and encodes 219 amino acids. The transcript has 6 exons.